This is a messenger RNA of Leucoraja erinaceus (little skate), 1994 nucleotides long. RefSeq lists its product as uncharacterized. Lineage: Eukaryota; Metazoa; Chordata; Chondrichthyes; Rajiformes; Rajidae. The transcript has 4 exons. The record is from RefSeq and is a predicted model, not a curated record. The coding region runs from base 1107 to 1994 and encodes 295 amino acids.
CUACCCACCGAAUCUUCCCCUUGCCCUCUUCCUCCACCCAAGCCAUUUAACAAGUUCCACACUUCACCACGUUGUAUCGCUCUUGAGAUCACACCCCGUGGUCUCUGUAGUGUGGGAGGAAACCGGAGCACCCGGAGAAAACCCACGCAGGUCACAGGGAGAGUCCGGACUCUAUACAAACAGCAUCCGCUGUCAGGAUCGAACCCGAUGCUAAUCCCCUGGCAUUUGAUCUGUAACCUUCCAGGCUAGAUGGUCACUCAUGUUCUUGGAGUACCUAUCUGAAGCAGUGUGUUCUAAAUUGAACCACCCUCCGAGUGAGAAAAAGUCUUUACCAGAUCUCCUCUGAACUAUAAGGUACACAAAAAUGCUGGAGAAACUCAACGGGUGCAGCAGCAUCUAUGGAGCGAAGGAGAUUUGGGCCGAAACCGAAGGUUGCCCCAUCCUGUCUCUCAGCUUUUCUUUCCCUUCCUCCCCCGACAAUCAGUCUGAAAAAGUGUCCCGACCCGAAACGUCACCUAUCGUAUUCUCCAGGGCAGGGUACAACCCAGCGGUAUGAACAUUGAUGCCUCUAACUUCGUAAUCAUUGCUUUCCCCCUCUCUCUCUGUCCCUCCCCCACCCUAGUCAGCCUACUGGUUUCACUGUUGUCCUGCUUAGUUCAACCUUCUCCUCAGCCAACAAUGGAGCAUUGUGGGCUCCAUCUUUCCUUGGUUAACGUUGCUGGCUUUGAUUUGUCCUUCUGCACACCUUUCAUUCAUUUGUUCUUUUGCACCUAUUCAUACCUCUAGCUUUCCUCUCCCCCGUCUCUCCGCCUGGAGAAGGGUCUCGACCCGAAACGUCACCUAUUCCUUUUCUCCAGAGAUGCUGCCUGACCCACGGAGUUGCUCCAGUAUUCUGUAUCGAUCUUCGGUUGUAAACCAGCAUGGGCAGUUCCAUUGACGUACAGCUGACCCAUGGCUUGGUCAGCCAUCGGGAGGAGUAGAUGGCUAAUGUGUAGUGUUUUUCAGACAACCUCUACACUGUAGCUGCGGUCAUUCGGAGGGCCAGACGAGCGAUCACAGGAACAGAACUGCCGAUCAAUGCGGAGAAGAGAUCCACUAGACAUUUCAUGGAAGGCGUCUGGACCAUACUGAUCUCCUUCAUUCAUUUCCUCAUGGCUGGGGUCAAGUGCAUCGUCAACGUAUGUCACCGGAGGCAGCCCAGGAAGGUGGAGCCCUCCAAGGGCAAGGAGCGAGCUAAGACAUCUCCCCGCAUCGUGACGCCCGCGCCACGCAAAGGCACCCCUCGCAUCUCGGAGCCGUGCGAGCCGGUGUUGAGGCGAACUUACCGCGACCAGAUACUGUCCAUCUACCAGCCAUGGGGACGACAAUGCGAAGCUGCAGGUGAACUACACCAGGCGUGUCUCGGCCACCAGCUCCGCCAGUUCGCAGUCGCAGGUCUCGGCCGAAGACUCGGGGUUGGUCUCCAUCAGGAGCUCCCCGUCCACCACCCCGUCUGUGUCAGUAUCUGGCUCUUCCUGCACCUCGUUCGCCUCCUCCUCUUCCAUCUCCUCGGAGGAGGACGAGAAGAAGCCCCCUCCGCCAGCCCCUGCCCCUGCCCAGCGCCCCUCGCCCACCCCCGGGCGCAGAGGCCCCCAGCCCUCGCCCACCCCCGGGCGCAGAGGCCCCCAGCCCUCCCCCGCCCACCCCGGGCGCAGAGGCCCCCAGCCCUCGCGCCCCACCCCCGGCCAGCGCCCCUCCGCCCCCCCGCCCUCGCCCGCCCCCCCACCCCCGGCGCCAGCCCCUCGCCCACCCCCACCCCCGGGCGCAGCGGCCCCCAGCCCCGGCUCCAGCCCACCCAAGCGGGCAAGCUCGGCGUCUCGCAGCUUCAAGCUAAGAAGCGGCGGAGUUUGCAUGACGACUCCCAGGACUCUUCCAGGGGCUCAACGCCGACCCUCCCCGGUGCUGUCUACCCGCUGGCCACGGAACGCAACAGCAACGCCAAGCCCGGCAAGUGA